AUGGAUGCAGCACAAGAAAUGUACAAUGCUGUUGUUGAUGAAGAGGACUUGGAUGAGUACUAUCUACAACUACUUGAUGAGACUGUGCCCAACUUCAACAAUCAAAUCUCCUCUGAACCAGAAUCUGCUGCACAAGACCAAAACAGAAAAAUUAAACCUGAGAUGAAGCAUGAAAAGAGAAGGAGAGCUGUAGAUGAAUUGUUAAUUAUGGAAGAGAACGGAGUCAAGGAAAAAGGGAACUGUGGGAGGAAAUCAAUGGAAUAUAGUGAGGAGUUUCUCCAAUCAGUGCCACUGAAUUUACGCACUUCAGUUAGAUGCUUUGCUGGGGCACUCAAAGUGUCUCCUUCAGCAAUUUAUAGACUGCUCAAGAAGGGGAAGUUCAGAAGCCAUACAAGUAGCAACCAUCCAAGUUUGACAGAGACUCACAAAUUGGAGAGGAUGAAGUGGGUGCUAUCCCACAUUCUACCUGGCACACCCACUGUACAAGCAGAGUUUAUACACAUGGAGAACAUCAUACACAUUGAUGAGAAAUGGUUCUAUUUGAACCCAGAUACAAGGAGAUUUUAUUUAUUGCCAAGAGAAGAUGAUCCAUAUAGAUGUUGCCAAUCAAAGAGAUUCAAAAUUAAAGCUAUGUUUAUGGGGGUAGUAUCAAAACCAAUGUAUGAUGGUCAAGGUAAUCUCAUUCAUGAUGGCAAGUUUGGCAUCUUUCCUUUUGUAGAGAGGGUGGCAGCAAAAUACACUACCAAAAACAGAGAUAAGGGCACUAUUGCAACAAAGGCUGUUGAGAGGAUCACUCAGAAGGUCAUCAGAGACAUGAUUAUACAGAAUGUACUGCCAUCUAUAAUGAGUAAGUGGCCUGCUGGUAUGUCCAAGGAUAUAUUCAUCCAACAGGACAAUGCUAGACCUCACAUACAAGGAAAUGAUGAGGCAUUCAAGGCAGCAGCAACUGAAAAUGGGUUCAACAUCAUGCUCAUUCAACAGCCACCUCAGUCCCUAGAUUUAAAUGUUCUUGAUUUAGGUUUUUUUAGAGCCAUACAAGCUUUAAUGUAUCAAACAUUUCCUAAGAACAUAGAUGAGCUCAUAACAAAUGUGCAAGAUGCAUAUGACAAAUUUGAUCCUAGUGUUAUGAAAUACACAUGGUUACAAUUACAGUGGAUUAUGGUUGAGAUUCUACAGGUUAGAGGAGGUAAUAAUUACAAGAACCCUCAUCAUGGGAAGGCAAGAUUAGAAAGGUUGGGUCUUCUCCCAAAAACUGUCAAAUGUGAUCAAGUUAUUGUGGAUGAAGCUGUGCACUAUUUGAAUGAGAAGUUACCAAAUGAAAGUGAACAACUUGAGUACUUUGACUGUGAGGGGGUCAUUGAUGAAGACUAA
This is a messenger RNA of Beta vulgaris subsp. vulgaris (sugar beet), 1371 nucleotides long. RefSeq lists its product as uncharacterized. The record is from RefSeq and is a predicted model, not a curated record. The transcript has 2 exons. Lineage: Eukaryota; Viridiplantae; Streptophyta; Magnoliopsida; Caryophyllales; Amaranthaceae. The coding region runs from base 1 to 1371 and encodes 456 amino acids. Gene Ontology annotation, molecular function: nucleic acid binding.